Hyalella azteca is the source of this 6489-nucleotide messenger RNA. RefSeq lists its product as uncharacterized. The transcript is spliced from 7 exons. The record is from RefSeq and is a predicted model, not a curated record. Lineage: Eukaryota; Metazoa; Arthropoda; Malacostraca; Amphipoda; Hyalellidae. The coding region runs from base 86 to 4288 and encodes 1400 amino acids.
GGGUUUUUUUAUUCAAUCAAUUUCUCAACAGACUUGUCAAUGCUAGACUGAGCAAGUCUUAAGUACACCUGGCAUUGGUGCAGCAAUGGAUACAAAAAAUGGCAGUGCUGUUUCAUCUUCCAUCUCAAGUGCCCCAUUGCCUUUGCAAAGCCACCAGAGGCAGCACAAUAACGCUGCCCUUGGAAGCGCCCGGAGACAGGCUCCCCUGCAGCCUGCUGCUGCUGCUGCUGCUGCUCCCUGCUCCAGGAUCUUGAAAUCAUCUAGCCCUCAUGGUGAUGUCCACCUCAGCACGAGCCAGCCAGUGACUUGCACCAGUUCAGCUCAUGGUCGCGUGGAUACGAUUAUAUCCAGGCUGGAUGGAGCAACAACUCCAGAGAAAAUAGAGCUAAGUCUACUCAAGGCCGCCAGCCCACACCAGCCAUCAGUCACUUCGUCCACUUCAUGCUGUGCGGCUCAAAAUACAAACAGGCUUCCCUGCAUCCCCACCACAUACAUCAGCAACUCGCCUGCAAACUCAGGAAAAAAAUCAGCCAUGAUGCGGUCUGUUGCUCCUUCAACUGAUGCGUCUGCUGGCGUGGAUACAUACACUACCCAGAAACUUUUGAGUUCACGGACCAAGGAUUUGUCCGAUAAUGCAACUAAAUUAUCAACUAGCCCUCAGGCACAUUCAUCAGCGAGUCAAAUGAAAAAUAAAAAUCCUGUUGUUGGGGAAAUUACCUGUACGAACAUUGAUCUGUGUCAGAAUUCAGGCAACUCGAAUUUAGCUUAUCAAGAUAGUGCAAGAAAAGCUGGAUCUUUUUCACAGACUGGGAAUAUUUCUCCAUUUGCUUUUGAAUGGAGGUUUGAUCGAAAAUAUCCUCCUUCUACCGAUAAUUCAUGUCCAGUCUUCAAUGAGAAUGAUUCUUUAGAGUCUUUGUGUAUUCAAAAAGGUAGUGUUGCUGAUGUCACAAGUUUUAAGAAGAACCAAAUUAUCAUAUCAAAUGUUACCCCCUGCGAUGAAGCGGAAGAAAAUGAAAUCAGGCCCCUGAAAGGGGCCAGUGAAACAGCCGCUUCUCCAGUGGUAGCACCUGAGUCUUUGAGGCAGCCAUAUUAUUCUAUAACUCAAUGUCAAGAAUCAUUUACGACUAGUACUCCAACUGAGGCAAUAAGGCCUCAAUCGUUGCAGUCCAACAUUAUUGUACACAUUAAACCUGAAGCCAUUUCUUCUGUAGCCCCUCGGAAUCCUCACACGGCUCUUCAAAUGGAAUUUGGAAAUCGAGGUUCUUCCAAAAUUGUUUCUGAUGCGCAAGAAACCUCCCCAAACCUAGAAAUGGCAAACUCUAGUAACGUUCCAGCCGACAUACGUAUAAAUAUGCCGGAAAAUUCACCAGCAAAGGAUAAAGAUUGCAAUGCAGUGCAGAAAAAACCAACAUCAUUUUUAACGGAGCUUCUGUCCCAUUCGUCGAGUCGGCGCUCAUCAAAAACAUCAAAUAGUUUACUGAAGUUUUGGGUUGGAAAUAAAUUAAAGAACAAGAAACAGGAAUUUGGCUCUACCAUUGCAAUGGCGGGUUCGAACAGCUCAAAUAGCGACUCUAAUGCAUCAGAGAUGUCAGAGAAGUCCAGUUUGACUCAGGGACUGCUUCACGAUGCUCCCAGGAGUGGCCAAUUUCCUACUGGUCGUCUGGAGAGCAACACCAGCACUUUAGGGUGUGGAGAGACGUGCAGUUUGCUGGCCACUGCCCCUCCGGCCCAAUCUCACUCCAGCUGGUAUGCAGGAAAAUUUCGUUGGCUUAAAGGAUCAGUGCACUCUCGUUCUGGUCAAACUACACCUAGCGUUCCUGAUCAGCCACCAGCGCCUUGCAACCCUGAGCCCCCUAUGGUGCCAGACGCGGACCAGGACGACGACGAGGCUUGGUUUGAUAGCGUAACGAAGCUCAAUGAGGAGUGGUUCAAACCCGGCGCCGUCACGCUAUUGUCCUCCGACAACGUCGCCCCAGGAACUUUCCUCCUGGACCGCGGCGCGACCGCUGGUAUCAUCGAUACCCCCGUCGGCAAAUCUGACAUCGCCGCCUUGCGCAGCGGUGUGCUGUUUGACGCCGGUCAUGGGUAUCGUGAUAACCAGCGAACGCUCUCUUCUGCGCACAAUUCCACCACGACUGACCUGCUACACUUCAAAGCAAAACAGCUGACAUCCAAUAGCAGCCUUGGUAGUCUCUCCUCCCCUCCGAAUAAAUCUGCUGCUAGGGCAAACGCCUCAUCUCCAGAGCUCGUAUCUCUGAGCAGUCAUCCAAGGGGGCUUAGUGAUGGCUACAAUUACAGACCUCUUGUUAGUGCUUCUAUCGCCUCCAGCAAUGCAAACAAGUCGCUCGGGUCAGGACUCGCCAAUAACAGAGGCAACAAUAACAUCCCCCUACGCAAACUGGUCCACAUCAGAGCCGGUCUGCGAAGACCGCAUUUGCAGAGGCGCUCCCACGCAAGUCUUAUCAAAACCAACAUUGAUGAUGCUGGUGCCGUGAAAGAGAUAGAGGCUGGGCUGCUGCAUCUCAUGGAGGAGUUCCAGGCUGGGAAACUCACUGCUUUCGGAAAUGACCGACGGCGACGUCAGAUGGAGGCCAUCAGAGAGCAACAGGAGAGCCUCGCUAGACUUCACCAGGAGGUCGGAGGCUCUCAGGACUUGGAUCAACCGUUGUCUGCGGAGGCUUUGGAGAUCAAUACCGAGCAUAUGUCAACUCUGAUGGAAAAGCUCGCCUGUCUGUCUGUUGCCAUCGAGAAGCUCGAGAACAACACGGCUUUUGAUCACCGCACCUCCGCCGCCCAGCCUUCGGUGAGCGACGCCCAAGUGGGCGCUGCGGGCAAUCCUCAACUCCACAGACGCGGCCCCGCAGACACUGCAGUAGUGGACACUCCCGACAGCGCUGAGCCCGGCGUGGAGGGCGCCAGCGAGGAAUUUGAAGGCGUUGUGCUACGCAAGAAAGGAGCUUCCGCGUUGCUCCAGAAAAGCCUGAGUCUUGGUAGGAAUGCCAGUUCCGGUGACAUAGAACUCAGUAAAAUCAAGAAACGCACUUCUUCUGUGGUGCGUUCUAGCAGUCAGAAGCACUACGAUCAUCGAGCCGUAGAUGUGGCGGCUGAGAACAACAGCUCAAUUGAUCCUGGGGCCACGGACGAUCAAAAUGCUAAAGCUCCUGGACGGCCGGCAUCAGUUCAUGCGUUAGGAUCAAGCGAAGCUUCCUCUGACCAAGUCAUUGAUAGUUCCCAGCACCGUCAUCGUCAUCACCACCGCCAUCGUCAUAGUCAUGAAUACCAAAAGGUUCAUCACCACAAGAAGGGCAGCAACGAAAUCAGGGAAGCCUCACCUAACAGAAAAAUGGAUGUGCGCUCAGUUCUUCCUACUGACCACACGAUCGGACCCAACGCUGAAUCUACAGAAAUGCGUGUAUUUGAUGCACCAAAUUUGGGACCGCCUCUUGUACGGCCUCCAGCUGUGCCUGCUAGAACUAACCGACCUUUACCAUCUCCCCUAACUCCUGCUAAACAGGGGUCCCCGCUAGUGACGGCUUCUAGAAAAUUGCCUUCUCCCGGACCCGUUCCUACACUUGCCCCAAGCGUUCAAUCUUUUCCUCAAAGAACUAUUAACCCCAGCGCCUCAUAUUACCACCCUCCCCCUGCUAUAGUACCCACAUCUGGUGCAGCAAUGGUUACUCCCUCGCAGGCAAGUACUACUACUGCAACAGUCAGCAUGUAUCCUUACCCUCACUCUAAGUCUGCGUCGCCGAACCCCGUCCUUCAAAGUGACUCCCCAAUCACACCGUCGCAUUUUCGUAACCAAACCUCAGCCGAUGGCGCAUCCGCCAGAGCCGCAACAGCGUUCCAUUCGUCCGUUGUAAACCCUACGAGUCGCUCACAAACUCCUCAGAGUUUGAGUUCACGCAGCCACACACCUCACAGUUCGAGUUCCGUCACCCAAGGUUCGCUAACUUCAGGUUAUCACGUCCAAACUCCGUUAAUUAUAAAUUCUCGCUACCAAACCGGGCUUAGUUCUAGUUACGUCACCUCCACUCCUCGCGUCCAAACUCCUUUGGGCGAGAGCUCCCUCACCCACGUUCCCGUGAGCGUUUGCUCUUUAACCCAAACGAGCUCAAAGUGUCCCAUAAAUUCCAGCGCACUCACUCGUACCUCCAUGACUUGCAAGUCCUCCAGCCCCGCGCUCGUGCCAACAUAUUCUUCUGCUUCCACACGCAGCGGCGUUUACUCUUCCACCAAACCUGCCACCGCAAAAUUUGACAUUUCCGAUAAAAAUUCUAAAUGGUAACUUUCAUACUAAUCGCCUUGCUAUUAGGUAUUGGUCCAUUAUCGAAAAAUCGGAGAUUUUCGUCGUUUGUUCCAACGGAAUGACUUUGAAAGCUGAUUCAUGUGCCAAAUUGUCCUGCACGGUUACUCCAAAAUUGCCGACGUAGACAUCAGCUCUUUUCUCCCUUGGGCUCUUUAACUUUUCUCCUCUUUAACUGCAAUGAUCAACCUCAUUUUUUUAUGAAUUAAAUAAAUUUAUGUAUUAUUCAAGGAUAAGUAGUAAAUAACUAUAUAUUUUUUGGUGGCUUGUCGAAGCAAUUGACAAGCUGUGUGUACUUCCUAGCAGAAAAAUAAAAAAAUUUCCUCGUACAAAUUUUUGUUUGAGUAAUUAAAUGAUUUUUCGAAACAUUUGCUUGCCAAUAAAGAGAAACAGUAUAGAUAAUAGGUUCUCUUUAGUUAUAGAAAUGUUGUGUGACAAACACUUACGCAAUAUCUCUCCAGCAAUUAUUCUUUGAGGGAAAGCGACGAGAGGUGUUAGCGACUUGUGCAUCUGCUGAGGCUGUGACUUGUCUACUAGUUGCUUGCAUUUCGUUCGUUUUUUUCUGUUCUGAUAUUAUUCAUAGCUUUAACUUAUCUUAGUUUGCGUCUAACUCUGAUAAUAUUUAUACUGAUUCCAUGAUUAGUUUAUUUUCUGGAAUUUUCUUGACAAUUUUCAUAUCGUCAUAAGUAUAUGCGCACUAGAUACGCAGCUCUGAAAGAGCCGCGACUAUAACUUUCAUUCAACUUGUUGCUCGGGUGUUCGCUUGCUGUUUUCCCCGUUGAUCUCUUCUUGGAUCGCAAGAUUCCUCAUCGACCCCGGCAUGAACAGAACAAAAUCUUACACUAAUUCUCAACACUCGACGGCAACACAUUGACCAACUAUUCAUGUAUCUCAGCGAUCCCCCGAUAAGGUAAACAAUGAUCCCCUAGUGGACAGCGAUUCAAAAUUCUUAAACUGUGGUGUGGGCUCGCGUGAAUAUACAUUUUAUUUAUUAUAGUAUUGGAUACCUUGUCGAGAGACUGCAUAAUUACUGCGAGGUGUGGGAAUUGUUCAGUUAUCCGCUGAGUUGCCAAACGUAGAUGUCGGUAAUACGAGGACUGUUCUGCUGAUGUUCAGAACAUGGACAACUUUCUUAAUAUGAUUCCAUAACAUUGAUGACGAUGUCGUAACAUGUGAGGGUAAUAUAUUGUACUCCGAAGAGACCUUAAAAGACAUCGCAGUUGAGCGCUGCAUAAUUUUAAUUUAUUACCUUCAUCUGAUGCUCAAACAACGCUUUAGUUACUGCAUGGGGUAAGAAACUGGACGGCGAUUUUUUCCAGAAAUGUUCAUACCGAGUCUACUUUUGUUGUCGAGAUGCCUUGUGUUGUGAUGUUCAGCGACUCCUUAUAACCUGACGUGGCCCAUUGAUGCCGAUUUUCAUGUCUGACAUGCAUGGCCGCCUUGUGCUUGUCGUUGUUGAAAAUUUGUUAUGUUUUAUUGAAUAUCUCGGCUGUGCUGAGCAGCUGGUGACUGGAUAAGACAAUAUUUUCGCUACGUUUUUUUGUCAGUCUAUUAUAUUGAUCAUGCUUGGAUAAAUAAUUUUUUAGCGAUAGAUUUAUUAAAAUCUACCACAAUUGCCUCAAAUAUUGUCGACUUUUCUUAUCAAUUCAUAUCCAAAAUGUUCUAAGUACGACUGGGGAGAUGAAUUGCAAUAAAUUGUUUCUCGACAAGCGUUCGAAGGUUGCAUGGUCCUGACAAGUUACGUCGAGAGCUGUGUUCUUUUUGGCAAUUAUGAAGGUGUUGAAGUUAUUUAUAGCUUAUUAUGUUCUUCCAAAAUACUGGCUUUGUCAAGAAUUAUUGAUAGGUCUUUUUGCACACGAGUUAACAAAUUCAAAUUGUAUUUCCACUUAAUUGCAUUUUUAAUUGCUUAAAUCAUAAAUGCCAUGAUUUGUGCUUACAGAUAGUAAGCGUGGCCUACAUUUUUAUGAAACGUGAAGAAUUUAAGAUUCGUUAUUAAUGCAGACUGCGUCGUGAAAUGAACCGCAUUUUGUGAUACGUCUGAGGACGCUAGUGUAACCGCCAGUCGAUAGCCUCAGUUGCUGUUAUUAUAAUUAUAUUAGGAUUUUCUUUGUUAUUAUUAUGAUUAUAUUAUGAAAUUCUAGUCAUUGAUCACUGAAGUGGAAAUAAAUAUGCAUUCCACUGCC